AUGUUGCUAGGGGCUGGUACUUCGUUGUGUCUGGAGGCAGCGCAUGUGCGGGGAGCACGGCAAGCCCUGGUAAGCCAGCGCCGGCACGCUUCCCGGCGGAAGAUUGCAUACCCACAGUAUGGAUUCCAGCUGCUGCCGCAGGACAAGAAAAUCAAGCAUGACUCGAACCUCAAGUUCAGCAUGCGGCAAUUCCUUGGGCCCCGCAACUUCAAGGGUGAGUACUUGUACAACCGGUACUUUGCGGUGCCGGAUGAUCACGUGCCCAAAUAUAUCACGCCCGAGACGGAGCGCGGCCAGGCGCUCGUCGACCCUGUGACGGGCCGCAAGGUCAUCAUGCGCGGGGACGUCUUGGAGCGGACACAGCAAACGCCGCAGCAGGGCCGCAGGGAACGGCUCCAGCCUUUCCCGCAGAACCGGUACUGCGUGACGAACCUCGUGCUGGACGAGCAGACCAAGAACACAAUCUACGAGAAGGUUCAGAUAGAGAAGAAGUCCAUCCAGGAAGUCUCGCGGAUGCUGAACCUCAAGAUCCCGCGCAUCGAGGCGGUCGUGCGGCUCAUGGAGGCCGAGAAGAAACUCGAGAAACAAAACCGCAUCAAAAGGGACACUCGUGUCAUGGCGGACACGCUUUUCCGCAUGUUCCCCAUUUUCAAGCCUCACCACCGUGAGAAUCUCAGCGAGAUUCCUGUGCCCUCCAAGGCCCUGUCCUCGCGUAUUCUGACCAUCUCGGAGUCUGAGCCUUUCGGGCCCAUCGACGCCGCGAAGCUGCUUGAGCUCGAGCCUGCUGCGGACACCUUGGCUCGUAUCGCCGAGCAGGGUGCCGACGCCACCUCGGCCGACGCGCGCCAGCACACGGAACGGGUCGUCUACGGCGAGCGGCGCGACGGCGAGCGCGCCAAAUUCCGCUUUGUCAAGAAGCGCGUGGGUGAAGUUGGUUUCCGCUACGGUAGCGCCAACCGCGAUACAAAGAAGGAUCGCCGCAUCGGCUAUGAUCGCUUGGGUAGAAUGAUUUAUCUAUAA
Eremothecium gossypii ATCC 10895 is the source of this 1020-nucleotide messenger RNA. It is a transcript of the gene MRPS35, whose product is annotated as mitochondrial 37S ribosomal protein mS45. The coding region runs from base 1 to 1020 and encodes 339 amino acids. Gene Ontology annotation, cellular component: mitochondrial small ribosomal subunit. NCBI's taxonomy places the organism in Eukaryota, Fungi, Ascomycota, Saccharomycetes, Saccharomycetales, Saccharomycetaceae. The transcript is spliced from 2 exons. Gene Ontology annotation, molecular function: structural constituent of ribosome. The record is from RefSeq and is marked provisional. Gene Ontology annotation, biological process: mitochondrial translation.